Phytophthora nicotianae INRA-310 is the source of this 906-nucleotide messenger RNA. RefSeq lists its product as hypothetical. The transcript is spliced from 4 exons. The record is from RefSeq and is a predicted model, not a curated record. NCBI's taxonomy places the organism in Eukaryota, Oomycota, Peronosporomycetes, Peronosporales, Peronosporaceae. Bases 70 to 585 code for a protein of 171 amino acids.
CUCACAUUUCAAUUUUCCAGCUUCCCAACAGAAAAGUCUCCUCCACUCAACACCCGAAAUUCCAGCACGAUGAUGUCCAACAUGACGUCCGAGCAGUACGAAGUCAUGUACACCAUGCGCUCCGAGAUGUUUGCCAAGAAGGAUGGCCAAGAUCCCCAAUGCUACGGCCCACCUCGUGGAUUUGCUCCGUGGGGUAUUGGGCCCCGAGGAUUCGGUCGUCCUCCUUGGAUGGACGUCUCGCCAGCCGAACGCGACGUGUUCGUGAAAUACCGCCAGAAAGGUACCCGACGCGCCGCUUUCGGUGGACUUUUAGGAGCUACAGCGAUGGCAGGAAUCUGGAACGUGGCUGCGUUUGGAACACCCUUGGGUGUUGUAGGAGUGCUAGUCGGUGGUGCGAUCGGUGCUAGAACGUCGAUGAGUACGAGCAACAUUCGUACGGAUUUGCUCACGGAGCUGCUACAGCUUCCAGGUGAUAAAGCUCCACACGCGGCCCAAGCGAGAGAAAUUCUCCAGACGAAGCUGGCACACAAUACGUACGCUCAAGAGCUGCUCAAGGGUGCGGGGCUACCAACGUACGUAUUUUAGUUUUCAAGUCUCCUUUACGACAUCGAAUCCGACUAGAAAUGUGAUUUUUUUAUGUUGCAGGGCGUCGGACAAGCCAGCCACGGAGAGCUUCAAGGACAAGUAAAACCAGCAAAAGCGUUGGGUAGUCAGAUUUCAGUUUCCACUUGCAGCAUUUUUUUUUUUUUCAACAGUAAUGCCAUGUAUGCAAAUUCGGUAUGCAAAGCUACACAAGAGUUUACGCUAAUGAUGCUAUUAGUUGUAUUAUAACACCACCGCGCGAAAUUGUGUGUAGAUGGCGAGAUUAACUCGCUGCUUACUUCUACAUAAUAAUAAAGCGAGCGC